CUGGCAGCAGUUGCUGUGUGCUCGUGUACGCGUACGUUUGUGUUAGCGAGUACGGAGCAACAGCAGAGGCUCACCGAGGCUCCGCCACCGUCGCCGCCGCAGCCACCGCCAACGCCGCUGCCGUCGUUGUACGUGUGCCGUACGUGUACAUGUUGCGCAUGUAUACGUGCAUCUGGCGUACCCGACGACUCUCGGGGACGACGCCGAGGUCCGGCUCGUAGGUGGCGAUUGCAACUACGACAACACCGCGGCCGAUGUGCAAGACUCCUGUAAAGAUUGUCGGCUAGACAUUGCUGAUCCUCAUGGAAGGCAGCUCAGAGGAACUUUUGGUCAAAGACCCCUCGCACGAUGAUACAGACUCCAUGCGCAAAGAUCGAAUUCCAAAUGGAAUGAAUGGUGGCUAUGAUGUUGGAAAUGAUGAUGGUAUAUCAUCCAGUGGUAGGCAUCUGGACAAAGUAGAGCACUUAGAUAAGUGCGACAGCAGUGGAAACGUGUUAGACGAAGAAGAAGACGACGACGAGGACGAGGAGGACGAGGAGGAGGAAGAUAUGGAAAUCGAUUCAAAGGACGUCGAGAGCAACGAGGCCAAUUCGAAGUCUCUUACAGAUUUGGCCAACAGCUACUCGGCCCUUGCCGGUAUUCCAACAGACCACACAAGUGUCAACAAAGAUGUGAAUAGUGCAGUGUCUGAUAAAAACGAAAAAUUGUGCGACAAGGACAGUUCCCUAUACGAGUCGAUGGACGUUGACGCGCGCAGCAACGCCUCCGACAUCGAGUGUCUCGGCGACGAUUCCGGUACCGUUGCAGCAAAUGAUUACGACUCGGAGAACGACGAGGAGGACGACGAGGAUGAGAUGCUCAGCGACUCGAAGCUGGCCGGUUCCAGCCAGGGACAUGUCAAAAACCCAUCAGCCAGCAGCGACGACGUCCAGCACCUCGACCAGAGUGCGGAGAUUAUCGACAGCAGCCUUGACACCUCGGACGUGAAAAUCUGCGAGGAGAAUGGCAGUCUCGGCAGUCCAGACAUUGAAGAAAUCACGGACGGGGGUAAGAGCAACGGCCACAACAGCAGCUCGGACUCAUUUAAAGAAACCCCUAAAAAGAAAAAUAAAAAAGCCGUAGAUCUCAGUAACAUAACGCCGCGUAGAAGCUCUCGAAACAUCAAUCGAAAGAGCUACAUGGAACGAGAAUUGGAAGAAGAUAGCGCAAUGGUUGUUGACAAUAAUUCAGACAUCGAGGAGAUUAAACCAGAAGAUCCUCUGGCUGAAGUUGACAGUAAAGACAAAGAAAAUUCAAAGCUCAAGUCACCCAUAAAAAAUAUUAGCACUAGCAACAAUAAAACGACUAUUGUUGUCAAUGACACGAAGCGUCUAGUGGAAAUUGCAGCCGGUAGCAAGAACAUAAAAGGCGGUAAAAAGGAACCUACUCUCGUUAUAAUAGAUACGAAUUCAAUCCUCUCAGGCAAGGGAGGCGUACCUGUAACCAGUCCCAAGUCCUCCCAGCACCAGUCCUCUCAUCUUCAUCACGCUGUCUCAAGUUCGAGUUCAUUCUCGGUUAUGCCGAUAGGUAUGGGCCCACAACAGAUUUAUGCCAACACCCGAACGACGAUCACGCCUGUACCGAUGAAAACUCCUCAAAUAAGCAGUCCCAAAUCCACGACAAUCACCCCUGUUAUAAAUCCGCAUCAUCAACAGCAUCAGCAUCAGCAUCCAUCAGCACCAACAACAGCAACAACAGCAACAGCAGCAGCAUCAGCAGCAUCAGCAGCAACAACAGUUACCCAGAUAUUGCCAACGUUAACAGAUGAUAUGUUUGUCGUGGAAGCCCCAUCUUUUAUUGUACCUUAUGUAUACGAAAAACCACCUCUAAAGCCACUCAAAGAUUUUGUUGGUAAAUUAGAAAAAAGUAUUGAAGAAUACGAGAAAGAAGAAAAAUUAAGAAAGCAAGCGGAAAAAGAAAAAAACAAGAUGGAUGAUGAUAAAGAGGAUGACGAGGAUAAAGAUAGCGACUACGAGGAUAAGAAGGACGAUGAAAGUGUAGAAUUGUCGGAAAAGAUAAGCAACCUCGAAGACAAGACCGAGUUCAUUAUGCAGGAAGACAAAAAUAAGAUUCCAAGUUACUUCGAUUUACCUCUCGGUAAAUUUUUUAUGUCUAUUGGUAUCGGUCUUGUACAGGAAUACGUGCAAACCGACCUUUUACGCACGCAAAAACGUAAACAAGGAAAAGGUAGCACAUCCGCGGAGACCCAAAUGGCGAUAAACUCCCUUAUCAAGAAUCUCGAGUUCAGUAAAGAGAAUAAUGAGCCCUUCCACCUCGAGCUGAAGAAGUGCGAAUUCUGUAGUUUCAAGACUGAAUCUGCUUUGGCAAUGCAACAUCAUCUCGAGACGCCCCAUAUGCGCAACUACGUAUAUAAGUGUAAUUUCUGCCCAGUGGAAGUACGCAGUCCUCACGAUAUUCUUUUUCACAUGGAGGCGGAGCACAACACAAGGGGCAGACUCGAGCGUGGUCCGGCUUUUCAUCAGUGCCCCAAUUGUCCUUUCGAAGAUAAUCAAAAGGGCAAGCUUACGAGACACAUUCUUGCAUGCACAAAGAAGUUCAGACCCGAGAGGAAUCUGGAGCCAUCGAUGGAUUGGGAGCCGCCCGCUAAGAUACCGAGGCUUAAUCGACCGAGGAACAUGGGUGGACCGCAACUAUCUGCGAAUGCCCUCGCUAUGGCUAUGGGUGCCAAGGGACCUCAACCACUUCUGCCAAAACUUCUACCGGCACCGAUUACUGGUAGAGGAAGGGGUAGACCACCCAUGCAACCGAGAUACACAGACAUGAAGACAAUGAGACCUGGUGGAUCACCUGGUGGUAUACGACAAGACAAUGUGUCAAGUAUGAUGUAUCGACCAACCUCUUCAGGAUUAUUGGUCCCCACUUCGUACCAGUUUGGUAGUAACCAAAUAUUCCAGAACACAUCGGUUACCAAUGCUGUGAAAAAUCCUACAGCUAAAUUAUUAAGUCAACCAAGUAUAUCAAUAACUCCUUUGCCUCGUACGACACCACAACCUUCUGUUCCAGGCUCAGGUAACCAAACAAAACCUGGAGGGAAGAGUACAUUUGUUAUAUGUGAAAUAUGCGAUGGUUAUAUUAAGGAUUUGGAACAAUUACGAAACCAUAUGCAAUGGAUUCAUAAAGUUAAAAUACAUCCAAAGAUGAUUUACAAUAGACCUCCUUUGAAUUGUCAGAAGUGUCAAUUCCGAUUCUUUACAGAUCAGGGAUUGGAAAGACAUUUACUUGGGUCGCAUGGACUUGUUACAUCUAGUAUGCAGGAAGCUGCAAAUAAAGGCAAAGAUUCGGGUCGUUGUCCAGCUUGUGGAAGAGUCUACCAAUGGAAGCUGCUGAAUCACGUAGCUCGUGACCAUGGCAUGACUUUAAAGCCUGCCCACCUGUCGUACAAAUGUACAGUUUGUACUGCCACAUUCGGAAUGUACAAACAGUUCGAAAAUCAUGUUUACUCAGCACAUAGCGUUGUUGCGAAACGUGUUAUGGAUAAAAAGAGUAGCGCUCCUUCGUCGCCGUCCUCAAGGUCCAACGACUCGCUUUUGAAACCUCUCAAAAUUAACGAUGAGAUCACUAUUAUUCCACAACCGGCAAAACCAACCACCAGGUCUGGGGGACCUCAGGGCAGAACCAAAUAGCAAUGAUGAACUUUAGGAGAAAAGCACGACGACAUAGAGUGAUUUAACUAAACUCUCUUUAUCAACCACUCAUUAAAAAGCUCUCACACGUGAAAACUUUUGUGGUAUACGUACCCUAUAACGAUCUCUGUAUAGCUUCGCGCAGCGAUCAACAUGUGUACAUGUGUAAUGCAAAUAUUGCUUAAAAUAACGAGAUAAAAGGAAAAAAAAAUUAUGAAAAUAUACAAUGAUAUACAAUAUUA
Molecule: messenger RNA, 3925 nt
Organism: Ceratosolen solmsi marchali
Lineage: Eukaryota; Metazoa; Arthropoda; Insecta; Hymenoptera; Agaonidae
Gene: MEP-1
Product: zinc finger protein MEP-1
Biological process (GO): positive regulation of transcription by RNA polymerase II
Cellular component (GO): nucleus
Source: RefSeq, a predicted model, not a curated record